UUGGUUAACUGGAGUUGUAGAAUCGGGCCUCAGUAUAUAAUUCCGCCGUUCCUUCCCAUUCCGAACAGAAAAAGUAGAAAAACAAUGGCUGCUGAGCACAGUUGAGCAGAUUGUUAAUGAUAUAAAGUGUCUCCGAGAGGAGGCAGCUUUCGUACGCCCACACGUGCCCACACGCCUACCAGGCUGUGACAGUAACCUUUGCUCGGUGUCGGAAGAACGAGUGACACGAUGAGCAUAUUGAGAAAAAAGCUCAAUGACUUUGAGGAUAUUCUUAACGCCGAGGAGAUAGACUUGGUUAGUCUGAAGAAAUUGUGCUUCCAUGGUAUACCUGACGAGGGUGGACUGAGACCACUAUGUUGGAAAUUACUCUUGAAUUAUUUGCCAACGACAAGAGCCAGCUGGUCCGAGACUCUCACUCGCAAGAGAGAGUUGUACCGAACUUUUAUCGAAGACCUGAUAGUGAUGCCUGGGGAGGCCAACAACGAUGGCGAAAGAAUUGACGUCACCUUUCAUGAUCAUCCACUGAAUCUAAAUCCAGAGAGCAAGUGGCAGACCUAUUUUAAAGACAAUGAAGUUCUGCUUCAAAUUGAUAAGGAUGUUAGGAGACUUUGCCCAGAUAUAUCAUUUUUUCAACAAGGCACCGAGUAUCCAUGCCAAGCAAUAGUAAAUACCAAUGGUGCAAAGCGUCUUCACCACAGAGUUCAGCAAACCAUCCUUAGAAGUGCCAACGUGGAGAGAAAGGGUCUCGGAGUGACCAAGAUUGCAGUCUCGGUUAGAAAGGCUGCAGAGGAUUAUGCACCCUUGGCAGAAGGUGGGGAAGCUCAUUGGGAGGUUUUGGAGAGGAUCCUCUUCAUCUACGCCAAACUAAAUCCUGGUCAAGGAUACGUCCAAGGGAUGAACGAGAUCGUUGGACCCAUCUAUCAUGCCUUUGCCUGUGACCCUGAUUAUCGGUGGCGAGAGCAAGCCGAGGCAGACACCUUCUUCUGUUUCACGAACUUGAUGGGAGAGAUUCGCGACUUUUUCAUAAAAUCACUGGACGAGGCUGAGUUCGGCAUAAACUCGAUGAUGAUUAAGUUGAACGAGCAGGUUAAGUCCAACGACUACGAAGUGUGGUUACGUUUGCAUCAGCAGGAACUAUGCUCCCAGUACUACAGCUUCAGGUGGCUUACUCUGCUCCUAUCGCAAGAGUUCCCUCUCCCCGAUGUGAUGCGCAUCUGGGACUCCCUCUUUGCCGACGAGAACAGGUUCAGCUUCCUCAUUCACAUUUGUUGUGCCAUGAUCUUAUUACUCAGGGACCGGUUGUUAGCUGGGGAUUUCGCGUCCAACGUGAAACUCCUGCAGAACUUCCCACCGAUGGACAUUCAGAUAGUUCUUUCGAAGGCUGCAGCCCUUGCGGGGAAGACUCUGAACUCUCCAUAAGAGACACCGAUCCUGGCUUUGUCCAUUAUCACAGGUGACGAACAUUGCGGCUCGUAGGCGAUGAUACUCUCGUACGAUUCAUCUAUUGAUAAGAUGUACCUUAUGCAGACAUGCGAGUUCUGCAGUUAUGCAAUUAUGUGAGCGAGUAUCACGGAACUCGAUAUCUCCAUGGCAUUGCGACUUUCCUCGCGAUGGAAUUCUCACUUCCGUUGUGGAAUGCAACGAUCUUUUGUAACCAAUCGAAUCAAAGCAUAGAUUCUCGGCUUGGAUCCGAAAUCCUCGUUCCAAAUUCAUGGGGACGAGACCGUUAUUUCGUGAGAAUGGGUCUUUUUAAGGUAAUAUGAAAGGGUUAUUCUAUAUAUAUGAAAUGAUAAAAUAUUUAUAAAACCUUUCUCCAAACUGGAUGCACCGAAUCAUUUGAAACGUCAGCACGUGAUUAUGGAGGCCCUGAGGAAAAACAUGGUGCUCGUGAAAUAUCAUUUUUGAUACAAAAUUUUUAUUUAGCCCAGACAAGAAUCAAGAAUGCAUAUAUAUAAUAAAAUUUCAUGAGCACGUUCUUCCUUAAGGGAAUGUGAAAGUGGCAUCCGAA
Orussus abietinus is the source of this 2008-nucleotide messenger RNA. RefSeq names its product TBC1 domain family member 13. The transcript has 10 exons. The record is from RefSeq and is a predicted model, not a curated record. The coding region runs from base 229 to 1419 and encodes 396 amino acids. NCBI's taxonomy places the organism in Eukaryota, Metazoa, Arthropoda, Insecta, Hymenoptera, Orussidae. Gene Ontology annotation, biological process: activation of GTPase activity; intracellular protein transport. Gene Ontology annotation, molecular function: GTPase activator activity.